Oncorhynchus kisutch (coho salmon) is the source of this 2525-nucleotide messenger RNA. RefSeq names its product stereocilin. Gene Ontology annotation, cellular component: kinocilium; stereocilium tip; cell surface. NCBI's taxonomy places the organism in Eukaryota, Metazoa, Chordata, Actinopteri, Salmoniformes, Salmonidae. The record is from RefSeq and is a predicted model, not a curated record. Bases 1 to 2430 code for a protein of 809 amino acids. The transcript has 17 exons. Gene Ontology annotation, biological process: cell-matrix adhesion.
AUGGAUUCCUCUCAGAGAGAACUGCAGGCCAUGGAGACCAUGACGUCCGCCUUCAUCCACAAGUUCCCUCGUGUGACCCCUGACCUCUUCGUCGACCUAUCACAGUUUAUACCUUUCAUGUCCGUCUCUGACAUCAUGAGCUUCCCCACCUCCCUGAUGGUCAACACCAGCGUGUUGAUGGCGAUCCGUGACCACAGCACAGAGAUGAAGUCUCCACAGAAACAGGCGUUUGUGAAGAGGCUCCUGCAGUCCAGUGUGGUGGGAGAUGUUCCUUCCUGGCCACCAAACUUCCUCAGCUCCAUCCUCCCACUGCUCCCACACCUCCCAGUCAGCCAAUUUCAGCAGCUGACAUCAGACCAGGCGGUGCGGCCUCUGAACGCCAGCACUCUACCUCCUCCAGCACUGGCCACCCUCAGGGGCCUACUGCCCCAGCUAGGGGCUUCCUUCCUGCAGUCACUGCCCUCACUACAGCUAUUGGACCUGCUAACACAACCAGGUCUGCCCAGCUUCUCCCCAGCACAGCUCACCAUGGAUAUACUGUGCAGGCUGAAGCCCUUACUGCCUGGCCUGUCCCCUGCUGUGCUCAGAGGCAUACACUGGUCUGAGAUCAGUGGAACCACUCACUGCCAAUGCUGGAGCACUCUACUGCCUGCCCUGAAGCCUGCCCAUAGAGCCAUGCUCCACAAGGCACUGCAGGAGAGGAAAUGCGUUGUAGAGGAACUGCGGCAAAGACCAGAGGAAGACCUGGAUGGUAUAAGCCCCUGGUUUGCUGCAGAAUUACCGGUGAACCUGAUUGAGAGCCUGUCUAAUACUUCACUGACAGCUGUCCUGGCUCACAUUCAGCAGCACUUUGUGGACUUCAUCAAGCUGCCCCGUCAUAAGCAGAUGGCCUUAGCAGAAAAGACCAUCACUGUGCUGGGCAACUCUCAGGGCCUGGCCGAGGGGGAGCUCAGGGGGGCCUCUGUGGACCUCCUGGGGCCCCUGCUGCCCUUCCUGGACAGGGACACCCUGGGGCUGGUGGACAGAGGGGCCCUGGGGCUGCGGCUGGAUGAGCUGAGGGGGUACUGCCUGCCCUGGGACACCCUGAAGGACAUGGCUGCUCUGCUUACUGGGAGAGACCUGCUGGGCUGGUUAUGGCAGCACUGGGCUUGUGGGUAUGUCAUGUAUGCAUUUAUAACAGAAAUCUGGUGCGUGUAUGUGUGUGUUUAUUGUAGAGAGGCAUCGGCCUGGACGGUUGGGGAUGUGGAGCUUGUUGGCAGACUGUUAUUUACUCUCUCACCAAAACAGAUCAACUCCAUCCCACUGGUGGUGCUGAGUGCAGACACGGUGGAGGAGGUUCUGGCAGGUCAGUGGCGCUGGGAGAACAGUGAUGUGGGUCAGGUCUGUGCGUCCCAGUGUGUGGACCAGCAUGGCCAGAGAGAGAGGAUCCACAGCCUCAUACGAGGGGUCGUCAGAGCACAGAGCAGGAGGAGAAAAGUGCCAGUCCCAAGCUGUGGUGACAUAAGAGGCACCUUCCCCUCAGCAUGGACAGCCAAUCAGCUGAGCCGGAUGGCGGGGGAGGAGUUGAGGCAGUGCACAGAGGUCAUAGGUCAGGACGCUUCACUGAGCCCUGACCGGCGCAGAGCACUGUGGGUAAAGCUCAGGCAGGCCUACAGUCCAGUCAGAGGCCUGAGGCCAGAGCAGGUCCUGGGGCUGGGCUGUCUGGUCACUGAGCUGGGGGAGAGGGAGCUCCAGGACACUAACCUGACUGACCUGGGUGUCCUGGCCUACCUGGGGGCUCUGACCGACUGGAGCCCAAAAAAGAUGAGAGCAGCAGUUGUUGGUGUGAUGCGGAAGCGGAAGUUGAAGGUGGAGCAGCUCGGAGCUGUAGAAGUGGCUUCUCUAGGACAUCUGCUCUGUGGUUUCACACUGUCAGAGAUCAACAGACUGGACCCCUACAACCUCAGCAUGGCUGCUCUGUUCCUGAGGGAGCUGGCCCUGCCGUGUUCAGAGCAGCAAAUGGAGGCUCUGACCGCUCGUCUCUCCAGUCCUCAGGCCUUUGGCCCCGUCAGUACCUGGGGCCCAGAGGUCUUCACUGAGAUCGGCACACUAGCAGCGGGUCUGGAGGACAUGGUUCUAUCUGCUCUGGUACAGGAGCAGGUGGAGGGGCUCAUACCCGACGCUAUCGCCCUGAUUCCCCCCACAAAGAUGGCUGUGGUAUUCAGUGCUGUCCAGUUGUCAUGGCUGAAUGUGGAGCAGGCGUGGGUGGUCACAGAGAAGCAGUGGGCGGAGCUGAACAGUGGGCAGAGACAUGCCUUGGGCCUGGUGCAGUAUGAGGGGGAUGUCCUGUUAGAGCACAGAGGGAGGAAUGUGGCCCCGGCAACACGGUCAGCUGACAGCCUCACUGUGUGCUUAUUGUCUCUAUGCUGUAUGUUAUGGCAACUAUCGUAAAACACACAGUAACCCAUUUGUAUUUAUUUGUUCUUUGACCUUUUAUCGAAAUGUAACAUUUGUACUUAAAAAUAAACCGAACAUUUUGAACUGUG